Manacus vitellinus (golden-collared manakin) is the source of this 868-nucleotide messenger RNA. RefSeq names its product SH3 domain containing GRB2 like 1, endophilin A2 (gene SH3GL1). Gene Ontology annotation, molecular function: protein binding. Lineage: Eukaryota; Metazoa; Chordata; Aves; Passeriformes; Pipridae. Gene Ontology annotation, cellular component: cytoplasm; presynapse; glutamatergic synapse. Gene Ontology annotation, biological process: synaptic vesicle uncoating. Bases 22 to 825 code for a protein of 267 amino acids. The transcript is spliced from 5 exons. The record is from RefSeq and is a predicted model, not a curated record.
GCUUCCAGGGCCAAGCUGACCAUGCUCAACACCAUGUCCAAGAUCCGGGGGCAGGUGAAGAACCCGGGAUACCCCCAGUCUGAGGGGCUGCUGGGGGAGAGCAUGAUCCGGUAUGGAAAGGAGCUGGGAGAGGAUUCCAACUUCGGCGACGCUCUGCUGGACGCGGGUGAGUCCAUGAAGCGCCUGGCUGAGGUGAAGGAUUCCCUGGACAUCGAGGUCAAACAGAACUUUAUUGAUCCCCUGCAGAACCUCUGUGACAAAGACCUGAAGGAGAUCCAGCACCACCUGAAGAAGCUGGAAGGGCGGCGCCUGGACUUCGACUACAAGAAGAAGCGCCAGGGGAAGAUCCCGGACGAGGAGCUCCGACAGGCCAUGGAGAAGUUCGAGGAGUCCAAGGAGGUGGCAGAGACCAGCAUGCACAACCUGCUGGAGACUGAUGUGAGAGGGGCUCCGUGUCCCUGGGGUGGGAUCCCGCCGGGAUGGCCCCAGCUGGACACUCGUUGGAUGAGGGAGGCCUCCUCCCGCCCCAGGCGGGAAUACAAGCCCAAGCCCAGGGAGAGCUACGACUUCGGAGAGAGCGACCAGUCCAACGGGGGCUUCUCCUGCAACCCCACCCCCAAAGUCUCAGCCCCCCUGGACCAGCCCUGCUGCAAAGCCCUGUACGACUUCGAGCCGGAGAACGACGGCGAGCUGGGCUUCAAGGAGGGCGACAUCAUCACCCUGACGAACCAGAUCGACGAGAACUGGUACGAGGGGAUGAUCCACGGCCACUCCGGCUUCUUCCCGCUCAACUACGUGGAAGUGCUGGUGCCGCUACCUCAGUGAGCCCCCCCCGCCAUUCCCGCCUUUCCCGCCAUUCCCGCCUUUC